GGUGGAGAUCACUUCACUUUACAUGUGAGACUAUCAAGUCUGUUCUGUCUAAAAGAGUGGUUGAAAAAGGCUUUAUGGAUUCAGAUGUCUGGUGUCAUUCUAAUGACAUGACUAGCAGUCCGACAUCUGGCGAAUCUCAUUCGUUGUAUAAUAGUGGAGUGAUCCUCAUGAAGAUCAUCUUUGUGAAUGAAACUAUACCAACACCAAUGAUUAAUUUUAGCGCUUUUGCUUUAACCGACCAUAAAUGCUCGAAUCGUUUAUAAAAUGGACAGUGUUUAUUGUGCAGAUUAUGUGUCGAUUUAAAUUAAUGAAUAAGAUUACCACGAACAUAAGAGAUAAUCCCACAGCAACUACUAAAAGGUGAUCAAUUUCAUUCAAUCGAGACAGUGAAUUGAAACAUAAGUGUUUUAACCAGUAUCAACCUACAUUCGCUAGCAGCCGGGGGUUCCAAAGAAGGAUGAAGCAGCAAACCCGUUUCCCGCAACUAACCCAGCAUCCGUAUAUUUUCCUUGCUCCGGUCAUCUUUCAUCUGUACGAAACAUUCACCCAGUGGGACAACUUUUCCCUGCACGUAGCAGCCUUUUUGCGAUAUGAUGAGGCGUGAAGGUAAAGCAAAAAUGGGGAAUGGUGGGGCAGGAAAAAAGCGCGCGCGCUCGCGCACACACGUGAGUGCAAAAGCUGCGGUGACUGAGAGAAUUGUGGCGCACGCCGGUUAAUUCGAAUUAAGCGUAUAUUAUGCAAUAGGCGGUGCGCGACCAGGAGUGGGCCAAAUGAAGACAAACAAAGCAAACCCCGCACGAUGGUUCCGGGGCUCGCCACAAAAGCGAACAAACCGGUGUAUGACACCGGUGGAAAGAGACGAUUUGAGGCGUGAGGGUUGACUAUAGCACCCAGUCGUGUAUGCGAAGAUGAACGAGUUUUCCGAAACGAAUGCUAGUGACCCGGAGAAAAUGCCGACGGUGGCUUGGGUUGAGUUGGUUGAUCGUUCCGCGUUUCGGAGUUUGGUACAUGGCGACCUGCUUGAUCUAGGUGCUGAAUAGGGUUGGCCACAAACAAAUCUACCCCGGGCACAUAACCGGUACAGGUGAAGCGGAACUAGCGCCAUUAUGAACCAGAUGGGGACGGGAACUGUUUGAUUUGGAGACGAAGCUGGUGGGUAAUUGGAUAACUUACGAUUUCAUGUUCGUUUCCUCUCCCAUGCUGAUGACGAUCGUAACGAUUGUAAUGAAAGAUCAUACCGAAAGUUACGCGGCGUACCGGUCUGUACGUGACACACGCCGGGAAAGGAACCAGGCCUCCGGUGGUUGUGAAUUUCUUUUACUUCAAGUGAACCACGAUCUUCAGGGUUUUUUUUCCAGGCGCUACGUUUGCCGAAUAUUGCCGCUUGAAUUAGAAUAGGUUUCAGGAAAUGUUACGGAUGUAUGCACGUGCUUGGGUGGACUUCCUUACUCUCUGCGCUGGAAAUAAAUUUAAAUUCAAAAAUACCCAUAUAACCGUUACAAGCGAAGGUCAAACGUGAGCAAACGGAUUUAAACGGUUACAGGGAAUCAACCGUCUGCGCCUAACGGAAGACAAACACUGUCACGCCAUUAGUAUUCACGGUGAGGAUUCUGUCUUAAAAAGGCACACCUUUAGAAAUAGCUUUAAUUGGGUUUUUUAUUGAUGUAUAAAUCCGCAUCCAGAUGUAACAGAGAGCGACCCCGAAGUUGGUUUAUACGACAUGUCCAAGUUUUUCGUCUCCGAUCGUUUUAAUCCGACGGGUGGGGAACCGUUGCAGAUCAACACGGGAAAUGGAAAUGGUAACCGAGGGCUCACGAUCCAUGUUCAAGUGCAGCAGCAGUGAGGCCUUGGUUCGGAGCAACAUUUGCAGCGUCUCGUUCAGUAACGUGUGGCAGGUUGGUGGCAACAGUUCACUUCUUUGGGAAAUGGUACAGGCCAUUCAGGGGGCCUCAAAAACAAAAACCCAAUCAGUAUAGUGAUUUUCGAUAAGAGUCGUUGGUUGCAUGUGCAGGAGAAGGUACUGGAGCAAAAUAAGUUUUACGGUCUUUAAGGUGUUUCGAAAACAGUUUGUACAAACUGCAGGUGUAUUAAAGAAAGCUUACCCUUUUAUGCAAUACAAACCUUUUACCGAGUGCGGUCAUUUGUCGGGUAAUUGUUGAUCGGGCCACAUUAUGACGAAUUGUGUGAAUUUAAUAACUCGCUACGGCUCAUUACGGGCGUGGAUAGUGAAUCUAGUGUUCGGGUGCUUAGUGUAUGCUAGUGGCCAUUACACCGUCGGUGGUGUUACAGUUGAUAUAUUCCCGCUAGCACCUUCAACGGAAUCGAUGCUUUCGCAUCGUCAUCACCAAUAUCUCAAAGGAUCGUUCGUUACGUCGAAGAUGAAAAGCCACAUAAAGCGCAUUUUGAACAUAAACGAAGAAAACAGUACGCUGGACAGCUAUCUACUCUCGCUGUUUAAUAUGGAAAAUUUAAAUCCCACCUACGUGUUUUUGCUACCGUCGAUCGAUGGUAAGAACCAUGUGCGCAAACUGAUCUACCAGCGCAGUGACUUUGAGGAGGCCGAAUUCCCGAACGUGACCACCAUCAACAAGUUUACCGGUAAGCCGAACAGGACGGGAACCGUUACCAAACCUGGCAGUGAUAUGUUGCUGGAGAAGAAGAUCUUCGAGCAUUUGGAGAAGGACACGAUGGAUGAUGGGACGCGCCAAGUGAUCGAGGAGAAUGUUCGGACGGAGCGGAACUUUAUAAAGUUUAUGGACGAACUGAACCGUGAUCUGGAGGAGGAAGAGAAUCGUCGAAUGCUGAAGGAAAGUUUACGCCAAUCGAUGACACGAAGUACGACGACGGCCCUAUUUACGCCGUACACGUACCGCAGCACGCAAACCGUUGGCUGGGAUGAUCUUGGCCUGGAAGGAUGGGCUGGUGGGUUGCGUGAAAUUCAGGGUCACCGGUUCGAUCAUCCCGUGUUGGAAAAACCUAAAACUACCAAACCACCGCAAACGAUGCUGCAGGCAAGCUUUAACGCAGUACCGCAGAUACCGGUACGGCCAACUGUUUCCCUAGGAAUGCAGACCAAAGCACCCGUCAACCAGACGGCAGUGGCAGCAAGUGCUGCUGCCCGCUACAAACAGACCGGUGUUCUGCUGAGUGAGCACGUGGGCGUUAAGUUGCAGGAAAUCUACAAACGCACCAAUGGGAGUAAUGCACGGAUCAAGUGGCCGAUCACGAAUAGCCGGGAUGCGCAUCGAGAUGAGGAUGUGUUCAUCGCGCGGGCAAACAAUCCUUUCGGCCAUUCGACCAAAUGGCGCUGGAGUAACGAAACGGAUCAGGAGGACCCACUGAAGGUAGAAGUCCAAUCAUCCCGCGAUGGACGAGCGAAGCGUGGCGUCUACAAUCUUUACUCGAUGAUCAAAUGUGCGACCGGUUGUGAUCCCAUCAUCUACAAGGGCUACGGGUGUUACUGUGGAUUUUUAGGUUCCGGCCAAGCACUGGAUGGUAUUGAUCGAUGCUGCAAAAUGCAUGACUAUUGCUACAGUACCGCCAACUGUCCGAUGUUUUUGGAGUACUUCGUUCCAUACCUGUGGAAGUGUUACCGGGGCCGUCCACUGUGUGCAAUCGAUCACGGUGAGUGGGGUGGUCCGGGUUCGUGUGCUUCCCGACUGUGCCAUUGCGAUCUGUCGCUCUCCAAGUGCCUGCGGCGGUAUUAUUGUCCGCGGAAACGAAACGUUUGCACCACAUCACCGUUACGGUUACUGCAGAAUUUAGUGAUGGUUUUUUAGGCCAAGAAUGUGUAAUUAUACCCUCCCAUUUUCAGUAUGAAUGCUAGCAUUUCCAAAGUACAAAUGUAAGUGUAGCGUAGCAGUGAUUUAGUAGCUUUCAAGCGUUGUAGAUACAAUAAAAAUGCCAAAAAUUUA
This is a messenger RNA of Anopheles funestus (African malaria mosquito), 3914 nucleotides long. RefSeq lists its product as uncharacterized. The record is from RefSeq and is a predicted model, not a curated record. Gene Ontology annotation, molecular function: A2-type glycerophospholipase activity; calcium ion binding. The transcript is spliced from 5 exons. NCBI's taxonomy places the organism in Eukaryota, Metazoa, Arthropoda, Insecta, Diptera, Culicidae. The coding region runs from base 2172 to 3779 and encodes 535 amino acids. Gene Ontology annotation, biological process: arachidonate secretion; lipid catabolic process; phospholipid metabolic process.